AUGCGCCCCAGAAGCUGGAAUCUCACAACAGAAAUCCAGGCUUUCCUCUGGAUCCUGCUUGGAUUGUUGCUGUGUGCAGAACCAGGGACAGCAUCCCUGCCCCUCCUCAUGGACUCUCUCAUCCAGGCUCUGGCUGAGCUGGAACAGAAGGUGCCGGUCACUGAGGCCAGCCGCACUGUCUCUGGGUGGCAGCUGUCAGCCCAGAACUCUAGUUCCCAUGAUCCCCUCCAUCACUUCCUGCCAGAGGGACAAAGUUUCAAAGCCACCAAGUUGGAUCCUUCUGCACUGAGCCCAGAGCUGCGAGUCCUGACUGAAGAGGUGGCCCAACACAAUGUGCGGGAUGGACAGGAAUACGGGGUGGUACUGGCACCUGAUGGCUCAACAGUGGCUGUGGAGCCUCUUCUGGCAGGGCUGAGAGCAGGGCUACAGGGGCACCGGGUCAUAACCUUGCCCUUAAACAGCACAGCCACCCCUCCAGGUACCAGAGACACCUUUCCAGAUGUUGGAGCCGUGGUUCCUGAUAUAAGAACCACCUCCCCAGGACUCAAGAAUGCCUCUCCAGAUGUCAGUUCUGCAGAUGUCAGAACUACGUCUCCAAAUGUUAGAGCCACAGAUCUCAAUGUAGGAGCCAUCUUUACAGAUGUCCGAGGCCCCUCUCCAGAUGACCAAACCUCCUCGCCAGAUGCCAAAGCAAAGCCCCCAACCACUGUGGACAACCUCCUGGUGGUCACGUUGGCCAGAGACCUAGGCUUGACCUUCCUCCAGGGCUCCCAGACUCAAAGCUCCCCAAGCCUGGGAGCUGAGGGCUGCUGGGACCAGCUCUCUGCCCCCAGGAACUUCACACUCCUGGACCCUGAGGCAUCACUGCUUACCAUGGCCUUCCUCAAUGGUGCUCUGGAUGGAGUUCUCCUUGGAGAUUACCUGAGCCGGGCCCCUGAGCCCCGGCCACCCCUCAGCCACCUCCUGAGCCAGUACUAUGGAGCUGGAGUGGCUGGAGACCCAGGACUUCGCAGCAACUUCCGACGGCACAACGGAGCUGCUCUGACUUCAGCCUCUGCCCUGACCCAGCACGUGUGGGGUGCCCUCAUCCUGCUACAGAGGCUGGAGCCAGCACACCCUCAGCUACAGGGCAUGAGCCAAGAACAGCUGGCAGAGGUGGCCACCUAUGCCACCAAGGAGUUCAUGGAGGCCUUCCUGGGGUGCCCGGCCAUCCACCCUCGUUGCCGCUGGGGUGCGGCACCAUACCGAGGCCACCCAACGCCGCUGCGGCUGCCGCUCGGUUUCUUAUACGUGCAUCACACGUACUUGCCCGCGCCCCCCUGCACCACCUUUGCGCAUUGCGCGGCCAACAUGCGUUCCAUGCAGCGCUUCCACCAGGAUACGCGUGGCUGGGAUGACAUUGGCUACAGUUUCGUAGUGGGCUCAGAUGGCUACGUGUAUGAGGGCCGCGGCUGGCACUGGUUGGGCGCGCAUACUCUAGGCCACAAUUCCCGUGGCUUCGGCGUGGCCUUCGUGGGCAACUACACCGGGAAACUGCCUGCGGAGGCCGCACUGCGCACGGUGCGCGACCUGCUUCCCAGGUGCGCAGUGCGUGCUGGCUUCCUGCGGCCGGACUACAGGCUGCUUGGCCACCGCCAGCUCGUUCGUACUGAAUGCCCUGGCGAUGCGCUUUUCCAACUGCUGCGCACCUGGCCGCACUUCGAAGCGAAUGUAAAGCCAAGAACUGCCAGGAAGGCCUCUGGGAGAUCAAGAGGAAGCCACCUCCAGUGA
Molecule: messenger RNA, 1770 nt
Organism: Molossus molossus (Pallas's mastiff bat)
Lineage: Eukaryota; Metazoa; Chordata; Mammalia; Chiroptera; Molossidae
Gene: PGLYRP2
Product: peptidoglycan recognition protein 2
Exons: 5
Coding region: 1-1770 (589 amino acids)
Biological process (GO): defense response to Gram-positive bacterium; detection of bacterium; peptidoglycan catabolic process
Molecular function (GO): zinc ion binding; peptidoglycan immune receptor activity; peptidoglycan binding
Source: RefSeq, a predicted model, not a curated record